Nematolebias whitei (Rio pearlfish) is the source of this 1254-nucleotide messenger RNA. RefSeq names its product malate dehydrogenase 1B, NAD (soluble) (gene mdh1b). Gene Ontology annotation, biological process: malate metabolic process; tricarboxylic acid cycle; oxaloacetate metabolic process. NCBI's taxonomy places the organism in Eukaryota, Metazoa, Chordata, Actinopteri, Cyprinodontiformes, Rivulidae. The coding region runs from base 1 to 1254 and encodes 417 amino acids. Gene Ontology annotation, molecular function: L-malate dehydrogenase (NAD+) activity. The record is from RefSeq and is a predicted model, not a curated record. The transcript is spliced from 9 exons.
AUGGCGAAGUUUGUCCUCGCCGGAAAAGCAGACUGUCCCAACUACGCCAGGGCGGAACUUUUAGCAGACGAACUGCAGCGCUCGCUGCCAGAUUUCCGGGUCCACAAGAUCCGCAUCCUGCCAGAGGAAUGGAAGGGAUGGCUGGAGUCCACGUGCGAAAGAAACGGCUGGAAGCACGACGACUCCCCGCUGGUUUGGAGAGAACUGGUGUAUCGAGGGGGUAAAGGGAUGCUCUUGGGGGGUCUUGGUGACUUCUUGAAGCAUUGCCAGGACUACUACGGCGUCACGUCAGACAUGCCGGCAGAGUUGGCGCAGCGGAUCGCGGCAGAGAACCUCGCAGAACAGAUGGGCCUUAGUGCCGACGAACAGCUUCCUCUCAGUCUAUUCCAACGCCUCCAUGUGUGGAUCACGGGCGCGCUCAGCCCAACGGGCCACAUCUUGAUCCCCCACCUGUUGUCUGCCGAGGCGUUUCCCAAAGUUCCUGCAGUCGUCCUCCACUUACUGGACCUUGAAGGGGACGAGGAGGAAAUGCAGGCGCUGCGGAUGGACGUUGAAGACCUGGCGCUCGGCGUGCUCCAUCAGGUGACGGUUCACACAGAUCUGGAGCGGGCCUUCCAGGAAGCCGAUGUCGUCCUCUUGCUGGACGACUUCAGCUCGCAGACGGAGAGCGACGAGGAGGAGGAGGAGGUGUCGGGGCGCUACGGGACGUACGGGCAGCUCAUCGACGAACGAGCCGGCAAACGGGUGAAGGUGAUCGUGUCCGGCGAGUCGUCCAACUUGAGGUGCUCGCUUCUUGCGGGAAACGCACGCUCCAUCGACGGCAGUCGGUUCGUUGCCACGGCAACGCAGCUGGAAGACGAAGCCAGAGCGAUAAUUGCGAAGGAGAUGGGAGUGAGGCCAUCAGAUGUCAAAGAUGUGUUCGUGUGGGGGAACAUCCGUGGAGUUUUCUUCAUCGACGUGCAGAGGGCGAAGGUUUUCAACCACCGCGGCGCCGUCACAGGACCUCCUUUCUUUUCCCAGUCACUUCUGGAGCUUUCACCUGGCAGGAAGUGGUCAGAAGCGGACUUCCUGCAGCAGCUGCGCGGUCACCGUUUAGCCGUGGCUUCAAAGACCGGCCGACCUGCCGCCAUGUCUGCCGCCAACGGGAUCCUCAGAGUCCUGAAGGCUUGGUGCGGCGCUUCUGGUCCAGAUGACAUCCUGUCCGCUGGCGUGUGUUUGGGCUCCCAGCUGGAACCGUCCUCUCAGUUCCGGUAA